Messenger RNA from Kluyveromyces lactis, 2949 nucleotides. RefSeq names its product pitrilysin family metalloprotease (gene CYM1). Gene Ontology annotation, molecular function: metal ion binding. The record is from RefSeq and is a predicted model, not a curated record. Gene Ontology annotation, biological process: protein processing. The coding region runs from base 1 to 2949 and encodes 982 amino acids. Gene Ontology annotation, cellular component: mitochondrial matrix. The transcript has a single exon. NCBI's taxonomy places the organism in Eukaryota, Fungi, Ascomycota, Saccharomycetes, Saccharomycetales, Saccharomycetaceae.
AUGUUUCAAAUUCGUAACUAUGCCACAAAAUAUGCACAGUCUCGGGCGCUGAGGAAGUACCCAGUAGGUGGCGUUUUUCACGGAUAUGAAGUGAAACGAUUACUUCCUGUCCCUGAACUAAAGCUAACAGCCGUGGAUUUAUUGCAUAACCAAACCGGUUCACAACAUUUACAUAUUGAUAGAGAUGAUAACAACAACGUGUUCAGUAUCGGAUUCAAAACCAAUCCCCCGGAUUCAACUGGUGUGCCACAUAUUUUGGAACACACAACUCUUUGCGGUUCUCAUAAGUAUCCUGUUCGCGAUCCGUUCUUCAAGAUGUUAAACAGAUCGUUGGCAAACUUCAUGAACGCUAUGACUGGUCAUGACUAUACUUUUUACCCGUUUGCUACCACUAAUGAGACGGAUUUUGCUAAUCUAAGAGACGUUUACCUUGAUGCAACUCUAAAUCCAUUGUUGAAUCAGCAAGAUUUCCUACAAGAAGGUUGGAGGCUUGAACACACUAAGGUUGAUGAUCCAAACAGCGAUAUAGGUUUCAAAGGUGUUGUAUACAAUGAAAUGAAGGGUCAAGUAUCCAAUGCUAACUAUUAUUUCUGGAUUAAGUUUCAAGAAAGCUAUUAUCCAUCCUUGAAUAACUCUGGUGGUGACCCAACUAAAAUGACUGAUCUUCAAUAUGAAGAUUUAAUCAGUUUCCACAGAAAUAAUUACCAUCCUUCUAAUGCUAAGACGUUUACAUACGGGAACUUCGAUUUGAACAAUACCUUACAGAGGUUGAAUAAAGAAUAUCAAGGUUAUGGUAGAAGGGGUUCUAAGAAGAGGGAACUAUUACCAAUCCAAAUGAAAGAAGAUGUUUCUGUAGAAACCGAAGGACAGGUUGAUCCUAUGUUACCACCGGAUAAACAGAUCAAGACCUCUGUGACUUGGAUUUGUGGUAAACCUGAAGACACGUACCAAACAUUUCUAUUGAAGAUCUUGGGUAAUUUAUUAUUAGACGGACAUUCCUCUCCUUUCUAUCAAAAACUAAUUGAAAGUGGGCUGGCGUACGACUUUUCAGUUAACACUGGUGUAGAGUCGCAGACUGCUGCAAACUUUAUCACUAUUGGUGUUCAAGGAUGUGAUGAAGUGGAUUCGAUAUAUGAAGUUAUUAACAAAGUAUGGGAAGAAGUAUUACAGAAUCCGUUUGAGGAGUCUAGGAUCCAAGCAAUCAUUCAACAAUUAGAGUUAUCUAAGAAAGACCAAAGGGCAGAUUUCGGUUUACAAUUACUGUACUCGGUUUUACCAGGAUGGGUUAACAAGACUGAUCCAUUUGAUUCUUUAUUGUUCGAUGAGACACUAGAAAGAUUCCAAGAAGAUUGGGCCACUAAGGGUGAUAAUUUAUUCAAAGACUUAAUCAAAGAAUUCGUGAUUUCAAAACCUGUAUUCAAAUUCACCAUGAAGGGCUCAGAAACGUUCUCUCAGAAACUUGAUGCUGAGGAACAAGAACGUUUGGAGAGAAAGUUAAAGCUCCUUGACGAAGAAGACAAAAAGGUCAUUUUCGAACGUGGUAAACAAUUGCAAGAACUACAGGACCUCAAAGAGGAUUUGAGUUGCCUUCCUUCAUUGCAAAUUAGUGCAAUUCCAAGAGUUUCAAAGACAUACCCAUUGUUAGAGAAGGAUAAUGUUUUAAAUCGUAUUACCGAUACCAAUGGUAUUACAUACGUCAGAGGUAAGCGUUUACUAAACCACCAUAUUCCAAGAGAACUUUAUCCUUUCCUACCAUUAUACGCAGACUCAUUGACGAACCUUGGUACUUCAACUGAAGAGUUUUCCACCAUUGAAGAACAAAUCAAAUUGCACACUGGCGGUGUCUCAACUCGCGUAUCUGUAAAUCCAGAUGCACAGACUGGUAAGCCUAUGCUGCUAUUCCAAGUUGAUGGAUGGGCUUUGAACAGCAAAACCGAUCACAUCUUCAAGUUUUGGAAGAAACUUUUAUGUGAAACUGAUUUCCAUAAGCACAAAGAAAAGCUAAAGGUCUUAAUAAGAUCAUUAGCAUCUUCAAACACAGCGUCUGUGGCUGAGACUGGUCAUGCUUUUGCCCGGAACUUCGGUGCUGCUCAUUUAAGUGUAACUAAAGCCAUCAACGAAAGUUUAAACGGUAUCGAACAGUUACAGUUAAUCAAUAAGUUAUCUCAAUGUUUGGAUGAUGAAGCACUAUUUGAGAAAGAAGUGGUUUCAAAAUUGGUUGAGCUUCAAUCAUAUAUAAAUGGCAGUUCAGACAUGAAAUUCAUGAUCACCAGUGAUUCUCAAGUUCAAAUCGAUGCAGUUCACCAACAAAUCACGGGCUUUUUGAGCUCCUUACCCAAGGAUUCAAAACCAUGUGACUUCUACUCUGAGAAUUACUCAAUGUUGGAAAACCCAGGUAAACCAACCCUACUCCAGUUCCCAUUUCAGGUUCAUUACACCGCCAAGUGUUACCCAGGCGUUUCCUAUACCCAUCCUGAUGGCGCUAAGCUACAAAUCCUUUCUAACAUGUUGACACACAAAUAUUUGCACCGUGAAAUUCGUGAAAAAGGUGGCGCAUAUGGUGGUGGUGCUACUUACAGCGCUUUGGAUGGUACUUUCAGUUUCUAUUCUUACAGGGAUCCUCACGCUUUAAAUUCUUUGUCCACAUUCGAUAGCGUUCCAGAAUUCAUAUUGAACAAGUCUUCGUGGGGUGAACCAGACUUGAAUGAAGCGAAAUUGAGUGUCUUCCAACAAGUAGACUCCCCAAUGAGCGCCAAAAACGAAGGUACCAUUUUAUUCCAUUACGACGUAACAGACGAAAUGAAACAACGUCGUAGAGAGCAACUUUUAGACGUCAACUUGAAUGAUAUACAUCAAGUGGCAGAGGAAUACCUCAAGCAAGAUAAAUCCAUUGCCUCCAUAGUUGGUCCGGAAAUCCCAAAUUUUGAUGCCUUAGUUCAAACCGUGUAA